Molecule: messenger RNA, 4719 nt
Organism: Plasmodium inui San Antonio 1
Lineage: Eukaryota; Apicomplexa; Aconoidasida; Haemosporida; Plasmodiidae
Exons: 4
Coding region: 1-4719 (1572 amino acids)
Source: RefSeq, a predicted model, not a curated record
AUGGAUGAUGAUCUCAGCAUAAGUGCGGACGCAACACAGACAAAUGAUGGGGGCUAUCUGUUGAACGUCGAUGAUGGUGAGGACGCACCGGGUAGAGAAAAAAUGCACACCUUCAAAUCUUGUGGCGAAAGUCAAAGUGGAAGCCCAAGGGAAAGGAACAAAAAGAGGAAAAAAAAAAAAAAAAAAGAACAGUUCAAAAGGGAUAAUAACUUAGCAGCGUUCGAUUACAGAAAAUAUUACGAACGAGUCAACAAGUGGAAUGAAAAAAGACGGGCAUACACAAAGACGGAAAAUUAUGGGGCGGAAAAAAAGGCAACCAGCAAAGUGUGGAAGGCGAAGGAGAGCGAAAAGGAAGGGAAAAAAUGCGCAAAGAGGAAGUAUCAAAUUUCGCAGUGCCUGUCAAUCCAUCAGCGGAAAAACAAAGCAAAUGGGAGUAAUGAGAAGGAUCGGUGUGGGCCCAAGAGAGGGGGGGAUCCGCUCUCGAAAUGGGCCAAAGAGGCCCGAAGCAGCGUCAAAAUAGUCAACACCUGCAGCAACUGCGGUAGUGGCAACUGUGGGGGGAGCAACAACCAGGCCGGUAGAGAAGAGAAAAUUUCCUCCCCAUGUGGGAGAAACGUCAAUCAGGAAGUGAAUCAAUUGGGCCUAGUGAGUCAAGUCGACGAAGAGCCUGGAAGAAAAGAAAAAGAGGAAGCCCAGACGAACGAAUGGUCAAAUGAAAAAAGUGAGCAUUACAACCAUACGCGUGACCCCCUAAUGGUGAAUCACGAGGAGCAGUCCCUCUCCCCCUUCAUAUGUCUCAGUGAAUGCAAAAGGCAUAAGCAGGAUCAAGUGGAAAAAACAAGUGAUAUGCAUAAUAACGCAAGUUCCAAUGAAACGAUAGUGGAAAAUGAGGAAAAGAUGGCCUACUCCAAUAAGACCAUAGCGGACAGCUUCGACGACGUGGUCACUUUGAGUCUGCGCGCUUCGAAUGGGGCAACCUUCGAUGAUUCCCAGUUCAGCGGCGAUCAUUUCGGGGGAGACCACACCAAUGGGGACUACCUCAACGAGGACUACCACAACGGCGGCUACCACAACUUCCUCCGCAACCGCACGAUCCUUAUGAAACCGAAUGAGCCCAACAGCCAGACGUUCGUUCCCCCCUUGGAAAAACCGAACGGAUUACUGAUCUGUAGACAGAGAGAAAAGGACAUGGUGAAACAAGGGACAAAGCGAACGGUAAAGGGAACGCCCAAAACAAGCAUAUAUAAUGAGAGGAUUCAAUUUGACGUAAGUGAUCCCACCAGGAUCUCUCAUGAGGAGGAUAUACUGAUUCACACUCUAAAAAUGCAUGACCCAUUUUGCACUCAUAAUGGAGGAAACAACUCGAUCCAUUCGACCGGUUGCCAAAACACCUUCGCUAGUUAUUACGAGCCGAAUGGAGCCACCUAUGAAGGGAUCUACAAAGGCAUCUAUAAAGGCAACUACGGAGGAAGAUACGGAGGCAACUACGGAAGCAGCUGCGAUCCACUGCCCACUCGCUUCCCGCAUCGCUACUACAAGUGGCCCCCCCUGAGCAUCAAAAACCCCUUCGCCUUCAUCUAUAAAAGUGCCAAAUUUUUUGGUCACGUUCAAGAGGCAUGCAAAAAAAGGACAACCCGAGAAGCACAGCCACACAGCAGCAGCACCACCACCACCACGACAAUAAAUGUGUAUGCAAAGAGGAAAAAAAUAUACACAAAGGAGCAACACAUAGACGAGGAAGCCAUACGCAAAUUGGCUGUCUCCAAGGAAGACCCUCUCUUCAAUUUUGAGAUGGAUAAUUUUAACUCCUCGGAAAAAUCCUCACUACCGAUUUGGGAAGGCUCUAGAAGCAAAGUCCAGGGCACUUUUCAAAGAUGCAGCUGGAGAGACAACAAAAUGAGGAGCGACUUCACCAAGCAGUUGGGAGUAACGCCCCCCCAAGAGAAGCUCCUCAAAAGGGUAACUAGCGUGGAAGAAUUACACACAUGCGACACCAAUGAGGAAGGAAUAAGGAAGGAGAGAAAAAUGCCCAUUAUCAGUAUGGUAGAAAGUGCGCCUGAGGCUGACGAAGGAGUGAACCUCCCGAGGAGACACACAACCGUUGAAGAGGAAGAGGAAGGGGAAGAGGAAAAGGAAGAGAAACCCAUGAACAAACACAAACGACUAAUCGGCGUAGGGAAAAAAGACACGGAUAGAAACUUCGAUAUUUUUCUAUCCCUCUUCAUGAAGCACGAAAAAAAAGAAGCAUUCCUCUUCUGCCUAAUAUGCGACGAAGAGCUGACGGAAAAUUCGAUUUUUUUUCAAAAUUGCAUCAAGCCAAUGUUAGACGAAUAUAGAAGAUCCAAAUUGGAGAAAGUGAAGAAAGUGAAGAAAGAGAAGGAUAUCUCCCCCGAUGCAUCCCUCAGCGACAUACCUAUAAACAAAAUAAUCCUAGAAAUUAUGAUCCCAUCAAUAAAGAAAAAGUACCUCAAGUAUGUGAGUGGGUUGUACGAUAAGAAGGAAUCCACUGCUAAUAACGACAUUAACGGCUCAGAUGAGCUACAAAAGGAGGUACUCGAAAUUAACCAGAAAAUGCAAAACUUGAACAUCAAAUCUCUAGAUAAACAUAGCACCGAAGUAGACAUAAAGGAAGCUAGUCGUUAUGAAAAAAAAAUAAAAUUAAUUGAAAAACCAAAAUGGAGCAAUGAACAAAAUUUAAAAAAACUCCUACUGAAACAACAAAAUUAUAACCCCUUUACUAUAUUUGGGACGAGCAUUAAGGAGGUACACCUAGAAGAAGUCUUCACCCUCGACGUAUACAAUAACUACGUAACCAAUGAAGACAGAUUUAGAAAUAAAAUUCUGUACGAUUUGUACGUAGGAAAGUAUAUACAGAAUUUAUACCACAAAAUUGACUACCAGGAAUGGACCUUUGUUCUUGACUCUCUAAAAAAACAAUGGAAAUAUUUUACCAACCUAGAAUGUAAUAUGUUCCUAGAUCCACUCCUAUUGGAAGAAAUUCUAUGGUACAUUGAUGAGAACAAAAUGUAUAAGGACAAAAGUGAAGAAAUGUACACUUAUGAAUACUGCUUCUGUCCUACUCCCGAUCCUGCCAAGGAGAUGAAUCUGAAUGACGUAAAACACUUUGCCACAUCAAUGGCAGAAAGGUACACGUUUCACCAGGAUGUAAAGUAUAAGAAGUUGUCCCUAAAUGAGGAACGGUUCUCCCCGCAUAAGACGCUUAUUUUAAAAUAUGACGAUGUUAGUGUGGAACAAGACGUUUUAACUUAUCCAGGAAAGCAGAAGGAGAAACUGACAAAGGAGGCCCUCCUUUUUAAUGUACCUAGACCAUCUAGCACAUUCUACUACGACUCGGACUUCUUUGAAAAUAAAGUAAAAAAACACAUGUUCAGGAAGAAAGUGAAACACUGCAAGGGGAACUUGGACGUGAAUUCUCCAUCCAGCAAAGAGGAGGAACCCUUUACAAUAAAAUAUAAGUCCAAAAAAUGGACCUCUCAAAAAUUUUUCGACAACUUUUUUUCUAAUUAUUACUUGUACAAUUUUGACAGGAUGGACAGCUUGCCGGAGUACAUACCUAUUUUAAUGCCUGAACGUUCAGGCCGAGACACCAACUUUAUACACUUCUCCGAGCCAUACCACAAAAUCGCGAAGCAUGAUCGGCUUGGGGAUCCCGAGUUGAAGAGAGUCCUCGCACAGAAUAUAUACGACAACGUAAAAAACAGCAUCACCUAUUUGGAAGAGACUCAGUAUAACCCUUGCGAGUGCAAUAACUGCCGAAGCGACAUAGCAGACGCGCCACUGGAAGACACAAAACUACGCAAGAGCGUCUUAAUCCCCAAACUAGGUUACAAAGAAGAAAGUCCAAAGGCAUGCGUUGAAGACACAGAAAUCACCCCGAAUAGCCUACAGCCUAUAAGCGCAAUCGAAGGCGAAACUUCUCUCCAUCCCAAAACGUACAAUAUAUUGAAGAACCAGAAGGAUAGUUUAGAAAUUCAUCAUAGCAUUCCUCCUCUUAAGUGUGAAAGCUUCUCCGAGUUUACCCCCCGUAGUAGUCGUCCCCACCAGAAAAGUCAACAUCUACCGAAAGAAGAAGACAAAAUGAACAACCACAGAUAUGGAGAGUAUUCCCCAAUGAACGGAUUUGGAUACACCCACCACAACGACAUGAAUGCAAAUGGGUUCUGCACAAACACGUAUAAUAGAGAUCUUGCAAAUUUAACCAUGCAGCAACAUAAUAUGCAUGGAAGGAACAACCUCAUGUUCGAAGAUGGUAACAUUCCAUAUGGUCUCUAUGGACAGUCUAACUACACAGGAACAAAUUCUCUCAUGUGUGGAGGUAGUGCCCCUUUGAAUGAUCCCAAAAUGAUGUAUAGAAGGAACCACGAAACGAAGGAGCCGUUUUAUAAUCCCUACCCGAUGGGCAGUGGAAUGGGUUACAACAUGCCCUUCCUGCCCCCACAGGCAUACUACCCAGGCAUGAAACGGAAUUUAGCGAAAGAUGGAUACACGCACGGGUGUCAUUACAUGAACAAUGCGAGUAACAAUGGUGCAAUAUCCAAAUAUCCUUCAGAAAGCGUCGCGGAUAAUUGUCCCAAAAAAGAAUCGUACAGGAAAAACCAGUCCAAGGUGAAGAAGGGCGAUAUAGACAUCAACAUAGAAACGUCUUCCUCCACUCGAAAGGGGGUCAUAAUAGAUUUGAACAUCGGCGUGGGGAAUUAG